This is a messenger RNA of Striga hermonthica, 798 nucleotides long. The record is from the annotation of a GenBank genome assembly. NCBI's taxonomy places the organism in Eukaryota, Viridiplantae, Streptophyta, Magnoliopsida, Lamiales, Orobanchaceae.
AUGGCUUCUUUGUUCUUCUCACAUUGGCGCCUAUGCCUCUUCUUGGUGACGGCGCUCGUUAGCAAGGCUACGGCAUCUGGAUACUACGUGAGACACGUCUUUCGACCCACCCCGUGGAAACUUGCCUAUGCCACAUUUUACGGCGACGAAACUGCUUCUGAAACUAUGGGGGGAGCCUGUGGGUAUGGGAAUUUGUUCAGCAGCGGUUACGGGACUGACACGGCCGCCUUGAGCUCGGUUUUAUUCAACAACGGAUAUGGGUGUGGGCAGUGCUUCCAGCUGAGGUGCGUCAACUCACAGUGGUGCUACAGAGGGUCACCCAUCACCACAGUCACGGCCACCAAUCUCUGCCCUCCAAACUGGUCACAGGACUCGAACCACGGUGGGUGGUGCAAUCCUCCGCGCACCCACUUUGACAUGGCUAAACCCGCCUUCAUGAAGAUUGCUCAGUGGAAGGGUGGCAUUGUACCCAUCAUGUUCCGCAGAGUGCCAUGCAUCAGAAAGGGCGGGCUUCGGUUCAUGUUCCAGGGAAAUGGAUAUUGGCUGCUCGUGUACGUGAUGAAUGUGGCGGGUGGUGGGGACAUAGCAAGCGUGUGGGUGAAGGGAAGCAAGACGGGCUGGAUAAGCAUGAGCCACAAUUGGGGGGCUUCUUACCAGGCUUUUGCUACCCUUACCGGCCAACCGCUCUCUUUCAAGAUCACCUCUUACACGUCCCACGAGACUAUCAUUGCUUACAACGUUGCUCCCGCCAGUUGGCGUGCCGGCAUGACCUAUAGCUCCAAUGUUAACUUCCAUUGA